This is a messenger RNA of Tuber melanosporum (Perigord truffle), 2362 nucleotides long. RefSeq lists its product as uncharacterized. The transcript is spliced from 3 exons. Gene Ontology annotation, cellular component: endoplasmic reticulum. Lineage: Eukaryota; Fungi; Ascomycota; Pezizomycetes; Pezizales; Tuberaceae. Bases 322 to 1854 code for a protein of 510 amino acids. Gene Ontology annotation, molecular function: ubiquitin binding. The record is from RefSeq and is a predicted model, not a curated record.
GCUGUAUCACGUCGAUAUCCCUAUUUCACUUUUUUCGCCCUCUAUUUUCACCUCCCCUCUACCAUCUCAAUUCCCCUCUGAAUCCAGGCCGCCCUCUUCUCUCGAGUUUUGAACCACAUCUGCCUGGUUUUCUCGUCUUGCUUUCUCCACGUCACCCUCAACUAUACAGGGCCUUAGUAUUUGAACACUGAACGGUGUCCAUACUGUGACUCAGGCCGUUUGCUCAAACCGCAUGUAAUAUCCGAUAACCAGCUUGACACCAACAACCAGACCCCUUCAAUAUCCUCCAGCUGCUGCUAUACGGUUCUCUCUCAUCUAACCAUGGCUGACAACGAUGCUCCGCAACUAUCGGAAUCGCAACAACAAGCUCUGGAACAGUUUACAGCAGUUACUGCCCAAGAAAUUAAGGAUGCUAUUCCCAUACUACGAAGGUCGCAAUGGAACGUUGAGAUUGCGAUCACAAAGUUCUUCGACGGUGAGACCUCUGAUCCCGUGGCUGAAGCUGUUGCGGAACAAGCAGCAGCAGCCCGGCAACAAAUUCCUCCUCCUCCGCCCCUACCCACCCCUGGUUCCCCUCUCAGGGCCGGAUCGCGGAACCGUGGCACGAUUUCCCCUGCUCCCCGAAUUGUCCCACAACCCACUGCGGUAUCCCGACGCCCAUCACUUCUGAUUUCACUCCUGUUGUUUCCGUUUUCACUGGUAUGGCGACUUAGCAACUCCUUUUUCUCUCUAUUCUACACCCUCUUUCCCUUCUUGGCUCGAUUCCGUACAGCGACUUCCCCACCAUCACGAACACAGACUACCCGCCGCUCACAGAACCCCCGGGACACCGCCGCCAGGUUCAUCCGAUUAUUUGAAGAGGAAUAUGGAACGGAGACCGGACUGGAUUUUUUUGAGGGGGGCUACGCCCAGGCCCUGGAUUUGGCAAAGAAGGAAUUAAGGUUCUUAUUAGUAGUUCUUCAAAGCGACGAACAUGAUGACACGGCAUCUUUCAACAGAGAAACAUUGAUAAAUCCUGAGGUUGUUGAAUUUAUUAAGACACAGAACAUUAUUCUUUGGGCUGGGAGUGUCCAAGACAGCGAGGCAUACCAAGUUUCAGCGGCCCUCAAUUGCGCCAAAUUUCCUUUCGCUGCGCUAAUAAGCAGAGCUCCUUCACCCGGUAGCUCCCAGGGAAUGUCUGUUGUCUCACGCAUUGUUGGGCCAACACCACCACAGACCCUCGUCUCAAAGUUGACGGCUGCUAUAAUGACCCAUUCCGAGACCCUCGAGCGGGCCCGUGCCACCCGCGCCGUACACGAAGCAGGUAGAGCCAUCCGUGAACAACAAAACUCAGCAUAUGAGCUAUCCCUCGCCCGAGAUAGGGAGAUAGCCAGGGCGCGCAGAGAAGAAGCAGAGAGAAAGGCUAGGGAAGAGGAACUCGCCCGGGCUAGAGCGGACGAGAAGGUAUUGCUGGCAAAGAAUAGGACUGCGUGGAGGCAGUGGAGAGCUACAACCAUCCCGAAAGUGGAACCAACUGGCAAGGAUACAGCUAGGGUUAGCAUCAGAUUGAGGAACGGUGAGAGAGUGAUCAGACGGUUCAAUGGGGACGCCAAUAUGGAGGAGGUGUACGCCUUCGUGGAGUGCUUGGAGUAUUUGAAUGAGAGUGCAACCAACGAGAAAACGCCGGAGAAACCAAGUGGAUACACCCACGAGUAUGGAUUCAAGCUAGUCAGUCCGAUGCCAAGGCAGGUAUAUCAGCUGCAAAGUGAGAAGGGUGGAUCUGAAAGCGCUGUCAAAGAUUGUCUAUGGCCUACCGCAAGUCUUGUCGUCGAAGUUGACGAUGAUGAAGACGAUGAGGGGGGAGAGGAUAAUUAGCUAAGAUGGACUAAAAGAGAACCGGAAUGUCAAUUUUAUGCAACACUACUGGUAUGUAGAGUGUAUCUGGUCGCACCACAAUUGCCCCAUAGUUUGCGGCGGCCCUGUCUACGGAAAGCCCGAGGUUCUACCGUACCGGUUCAAAUAUUUCUUUAGUCUCAGUGCGAUUCACUUUCCUUGUAUUUCCAUUCGGGAUGUUAAGAUUCUUUGAAUGUCUUUCUCGUUCACUAUCUUUACUUUUGGGGGUUCUUUUUUUUUUUUUUGCGUGUGCUUGGUCAAAGCUGGGGGGUCCAUGGAAACAAGGAUUUGCUGGGAGAGGCCUGGCUUUUCGCUGCGUUACAGUGGAUGACAGCACCCUGAGGUGAUGAGGUGGAGUAUAGCUUGCACCUAGGGUGGAUGUCUACUUUCCGUUUGAGUGUGAAUUGUGGUAACAGUACUGUGACAAAAAAGAUAAAAAAUAAUAUACAUUACGGUACGGAAACGGUACAAUAAUAUUAUGAUACCGGCA